Capsicum annuum is the source of this 972-nucleotide messenger RNA. RefSeq lists its product as uncharacterized. Lineage: Eukaryota; Viridiplantae; Streptophyta; Magnoliopsida; Solanales; Solanaceae. The transcript has 8 exons. The record is from RefSeq and is a predicted model, not a curated record. Bases 156 to 818 code for a protein of 220 amino acids.
CCUCUCAUUUACUCUUUUUUUUUCAUCAAAUGUCCUCCAACUUAGUUAAAUAACUCAGAAAUACUCAUUCUUGCUAAUGAUUACUGCAAAAUAUGACAAUUUAACCCUUGUUUUAAAGUUUGGUACUAGUGUUGGCAAAGUGACCGGUAAGGAAAAUGGCGGGCAUGUGUUGCUAUGGUAGGCUUUCACAGACCUUCAUCAACAAGAAAGUGCAAGGUGGUGUCUACUGCUGCUCCCCUACACCCAAUAACCAGAAGGUGAAAACCCAAACUCCCAAAUUCUUGAAACUUGCUGUUACUGGUGUAACUGAACUAUUAAGGCUCCUCUCCUCACCAACAAGAAACAGAUUGGAGAUAUAUGAUGAGGAAGGGGAUGAAGACCCUUUGGUCUCUAAUGUAGAUGAUGUCCUAAAGAUUAUCAAGUUAGAUUAUGAGAAAGCUUAUUUUGUUACAGGCCUCUUUACCAGUGGAAUUUACGCUGAAGACUGCAUCUUUGAAGAUCCAACUAUAAAAUUCCGUGGAAGGGACUUGUAUUCCCGGAAUUUGCAAUUGCUGGUACCCUUUUUUGAUAGUCCAUCAAUCAAAUUAGAAAAGAUUGAGAAGGGUAAUGAUUCUAAUGCAGAGGCCAUAAUGGCAUACUGGAAACUGAGAACAUCCCUCAAACUUCCAUGGAGGCCGCUCAUGUCCGUUGAUGGAAAUACGGUCUACGAUCUUGAUGAAAAACUCAAAAUUGUCAAGCAUGUUGAGAGCUGGAACAUUUCUGCUCUUGAAGCAGUCGGCCAGAUUUUUACACCUGGUUUGAGGAGCCCUGGUGGGUGAAAACUCUACAGAAGAUCCAUGAAAAAUCAGAUCUUUCUUUUUUAGCUUCUAUCCAGCAUGUAUACUCAAUCUCAGAACCACCUCUUACAGUUUACUCACAGCUUGAGUUGGAAAGACGGUUAUAUAGGUAAUAAAUAGGUGUCAUAAUUUCUCA